UACGCUUAUGUCCCGCGUUUUCUGAUUCAUGAACACACCAACGAGGACCAAACAAAACAACAAUUGACUCGAGCUUCUUUCUAACAAUUACAACGCAACAGUUAAUUAUUAAAAAUGAUUAACAGAAUAAUUUCAAUAACAUUUUGCACUGGAGUUGGAGUACUUACAACAGAAUUAUGCUGGAGAUUGUGGAGAAGUUAUAAAAAAGCUAAAGCUUGUCAAGAAGAGCAGGAUGAAAAUAAUAAAUUGAUAAGUGAGGUAUUUUUUUUUGCUGAAGAUUCUAUGGGGUGCCGAUCACAUGCGUCGAGGAAGAAAGCAUGUGGUUCAAGAUGUCCAAUUAAUUGUAUCAAUCGCAUAAUCUAUUAUAUGGACAACGCAAAGAAGACCCUAGAUGUCUGUAUGUACAUCGUAACAUGCCAGGAAAUAAUAAAUGCGAUUUCUCGAGCUCACAAGAGGAAAGUUAAUGUCCGAGUUAUCGCUGAUGCUAGUAUGUCAGAAAAUUCGGCUUGUGGAGAUCAAUUAACACGAUUGAGACGUACAGGCAUUAAAGUGAGGAUACAACGAUCAAAGGCGUCAUUAAUGCAUCAUAAAUUCACAGUGAGUGAUAAACAUACUUUGAUUUACGGCAGCACUAACUGGACAAUGCAAGCUUUCUUCGGUAACUACGAUGGAAUUAUUAUGACUAACCAGAAGCAGCUCGUCGAGCCGUUUAAUGACGAGUUUGACAGAAUAUGGGAAAAGCUGAAGUAAAACAUAAAAGCUUAUUAUUAAAAUAAUUCUGACAUUUAUCUAAUAAUAGUACUAAAAAUGAUCGUUAAAUAUCAGAUAAAAGUCAAACUUUUUACUCGUUUUAACUGACAUAACAUAAAAUAUAUCAAGCCAACGCGCUAGUUUUCUAUUUUACGCUCACAAUUUUCAAGUUGAUAAACAUAAUAUAAUUUUAGAUACAAAUUUUUAUAUCUUUGGAUUAAUAUUUUAUAGAACUAAUCAAAUAUUCAUUGCAUUAAUUAUUAGAGUUUAAAUAACUACUGGAUGGUUAAUCAUGAUAAAUUUAUAACAAAUUAAAAAUAAAAUAUAAUUUCCUACUCCAACGGAUGUAGUAUAAUUAUAAACGUAUUUAAAAAUUAACAGUUGAUAUCAUUUAGACGGAUAUUCAGCAUCACCGGUUACUGGUACAUUUACCUCAAUAUUUUUAGUAAUCUGAUAAAAUACUGAUAAAUAUAUAUUUAGUACAAGUUAAGUAAUUUUAAGAUCUUAAAAUCAUUUCUCGACACGAUGUGUGUCCAUUAUUAUAACAGUAUUACGAGAUGAACUUGAAAAAUAUUUGUGUAAGCAUAGGCCAGUUGCGUGGGUUACUUGUGUUUAAAUGUACGUGCAAAAAUACCCACACGAUUUGUUAUUAAUAACCGUAUUAAAUAUAUAUAACCCAUUAAUUUAAUAGCUUAUUUUUGGGUUUAUCGAGCGUGAAAGAAACUAAUAGAAGAAAUAGCAAGUUUUUUAAGUGAAACUUCUUUA
Molecule: messenger RNA, 1515 nt
Organism: Cotesia glomerata
Lineage: Eukaryota; Metazoa; Arthropoda; Insecta; Hymenoptera; Braconidae
Gene: zuc
Product: mitochondrial cardiolipin hydrolase
Exons: 3
Coding region: 115-750 (211 amino acids)
Biological process (GO): piRNA processing
Cellular component (GO): mitochondrion
Molecular function (GO): RNA endonuclease activity producing 5'-phosphomonoesters, hydrolytic mechanism
Source: RefSeq, a predicted model, not a curated record